This is a messenger RNA of Protopolystoma xenopodis, 699 nucleotides long. The record is from the annotation of a GenBank genome assembly. NCBI's taxonomy places the organism in Eukaryota, Metazoa, Platyhelminthes, Monogenea, Polystomatidea, Polystomatidae.
AUGCUUGUGAUUAGUUUAUUACCAACUUUGACAAAAAAAGACCGUCUUUCUUUGGGCCCUCUUUCUCGACAAAAACGCAUAGCUUACGCUGUCCUCGUGCCCACUGAAGAACUUACUAAAGAUCUUUCUCUUUCCGCCGCGGUUAUUAGUCCUUCAACUGAGCAACUUACUACUGCAUCAUCUGCAUAUUCUCCUGGCUCGGCAAAUUCGCAUAAAUUUUUAAAAAGCAAUCCAAAUAUGGGAUUACUAGGAAGCGAAGCAAACUCGGUCAUCAAACACGCAUGUUCUCGUCCUACUGUACAUAGUGAAGCGGUUCCUGGCCACUUAGAGAAUGUCAGUUCGCCCCGACCUGCUUCCUCCUCUUCGAUCUCUUCAUCCUCUUCUAUAUCAUCUGCUCCCUCGACUAAUGAACCUUCAAUAUCAUUUUCUUCGCAGGCUUCCAAUGUUUUAGUGCCCAGUCAUCUUGCAUCAAAUGGCCCCGGUAAGCCUGGCACCUUUAUUACCGAUUGUUUGGCUACAUUUUUUCGUGAGCUUUCAACAACCUACGAAAACUGCCGUCUUGGGCGGCACCUGCCAUACUACCGCCCAAACGAAUGCCGACCGGAAACUGCCUUUAUCCCCGUUUAUCCGAUUGGAGGUAAUCGGUAUUUUUUAUAUAUCAUUUGUUUUAGCUUGAGUAUUUUAGCAUUCACGCUUUAA